AUGUUAAAACCAACAGCUCCCCAUUCUUCAUCAAGUUUUCAAAAUCCAAUAAUAAAACUAGUGAGAAGUCAGCAUCCCAAAAAACAUAAACAACCUAAAAACCUGGUAUCGGAGCCAACAAACAUUGUUCAAGAUAACGAUAAUGAAAAAGAAGCCUGUCCAAAGAAACGUGAAAAACCACAAAAGUUAUCAAAAAAUAAUAAAUAA
Dentiscutata heterogama is the source of this 207-nucleotide messenger RNA. The record is from the annotation of a GenBank genome assembly. Lineage: Eukaryota; Fungi; Glomeromycota; Glomeromycetes; Diversisporales; Gigasporaceae.